Messenger RNA from Lagopus leucura (white-tailed ptarmigan), 3002 nucleotides. It is a transcript of the gene LHFPL3, whose product is annotated as LHFPL tetraspan subfamily member 3. The record is from RefSeq and is a predicted model, not a curated record. Lineage: Eukaryota; Metazoa; Chordata; Aves; Galliformes; Phasianidae. The coding region runs from base 16 to 405 and encodes 129 amino acids. Gene Ontology annotation, cellular component: plasma membrane. Gene Ontology annotation, biological process: sensory perception of sound. The transcript has 3 exons.
CUCGUCCUGGGUUGUAUGAUUUUUCCUGAUGGCUGGGAUUCAGAUGAGGUAAAACGGAUGUGUGGUGAAAAGACAGACAAGUACACGCUGGGGGCUUGUUCAGUCCGCUGGGCUUAUAUCCUGGCUAUUAUUGGAAUCUUGGAUGCCCUGAUCCUCUCAUUUCUGGCAUUUGUGCUUGGCAACAGACAAGACAGCUUGCUAGCAGAGGAGCUCAAGUUGGAAAACAAAGCACACUGGAUACCAGCUGGAUCUCAAACCAAGAGGAACCCCAGCAUGGAACUCUUUCUGAACAAACUGCUAGUUAAAUGCAGUUUUCAAGAAACAAAGCUUUAUAACGGAUGGAUGUUGAAUGAGAUCCCUGUCUUUUUUGAACUUGGGAGCCCAGAUAUGGACACAAUAGUCUAAAUAUGACCUCACCAGAGAAGAGCAGAGGGGGAGGAUCACCUUCUUCAACCUGCUAGCCUUUUCUUUUGCAGGCUUGCCUGCCCAUUCAGAGGAAAGCAUUUCUACGGGGUCCCCUGGGCUGUGUCCGCUUGUGUGACACAGAAAACCCUGUGUCCCUGCUGACACUCUGCUCCAGAAAGAUCUUGCCUCGCUGUCUGCAAAGAAAUAUCAUUGGAUUCAGGAAAGGGAGAAGCAAUCCAGUGGUGGCAUAACUACCAUUGCCUGUGCUCAAAACAAAGACAGCAUAUUACUAUGAUUUUCCUCAAAUCCACUCCAAAGGCAGAAGAGAGGAGGCUGGAAGCAUCCCUCACCUUGAAGCCAGAACAAAGGACUGGGGAGAAGAGAGACUAUUUUUUAUUUCAUAUGACUUUGGACAUAGCACAUACCUGUGUUGUGCCCGUUUCCCCAUCUGUCCUGCAUAGGCUUUGGCACACUCUGCUUGCCUCUAAUGUCUUCUGCAAGGAUUUUUCAAUUAAUGCUUUGAGACAGUUGGAGUUCCUCAUGAGGAAGAUAUGAUAAAAGUGCAUAUUACCAUAAAAAACAAUUUGUUAAAAAUAACUCUCAUGAAAAGUCUGUCAAAUUGAGAAAGUUGAAAGGAAGUGCUGUAUUAGUCAAGGUGCCAGACUCUGUUCUUUAGUCUGCUUCAUACUUUUGAUUUUUCACUUAUGCAAGCAGCUACCCCCCAAUCUGUGCUGUACUGGGGAAAAAAAAAGCUCUGCAUCUCAUUGAUCAGCAGCAUCAGCAGGACUGUGCGUGUUGUGAAACUUCAGCUGCUGUCGCAAUGCUUCUGGCUGAGCUGCUUGAGAACUGCAGCAAGAAGUGUUCACCAAGAUGUAUACAAGUAAAAUUUGUGCAGUCACUCUGAUAGCUCAGUCUUUGUUUGUUACAAACAUUCAUGUCAGCUAUCAGCUCACUCACAGCAUACUUCAAGAAAGUCCAGCCAAAAAAAAAAGAAAAGAAAAGAAAAAAAAGGUUGCAAGAAUCUGUUUGUGCAGAGGUUUUAUCUGUGUGGUUUCACCUUAUUAGAUGCAAAGUUUUGUAUUUUUCUCUUUUCUCUGGAAGUUUCCGAUGUUUGAUGUAGAAGGAAAAAAAACCUUUAUGCCACAUGAAGUUAGGAGGCAUCUUCUCAAAACAAAUAGGAAUAGCAAGCAAAUUACGGAGCAGAUCAGAAUAGCAGAAGCAGCAGCAGGGAUCUAAAUUCACUGAAUAACACAUUCACUCAGAGGUUUCCCCACUGUCUCAGUUCUGCUUCAGCAUAUAGGUCAUGCUGUGAUCACUGGAGUGUCAUGAUGAAGGGGAUGAUGGGCACAGUGCAAGUGUACUCCCGACAAGGCACUGCCCCAUCCAUCAGGAGUUGCCUCCAUCCCCUGGUCAUUAUCACCUGCCAUUGUUGGACAGAUGUGUCUGUCAGUAAUGGAGUUCCAUCCAAGUGUAUUCACCUUUGAAUUUUUUGGAUUUCAUUGCAGGAUGACUUCAUGGCUAGCAUUUUAGGAAAACUCAAAAAUUCAGGUUUUCAGAGACUGUUAUAAUAUGUAUAAGUCCACCUAUAUUUUCUUUAGUGAUAAGAAAAUAUGAAUAGUUUGAAAGCAAUCGUUUUCAAUUCAAGGAAGUAUGGCUUUUAAUCUAAACCAAAAUUAUUUCUGUUUUGAUGAGAGGAGAAGCUGCUUUUUCCUAACACAGCAGCAAUGCAGAAGUAAAAUCUUACUCUGGUAAGAGAACUAAACAAGGAUAAUAGACCAUAAGUCUAUUUAUCUUCUGUAUACACACUUUUAGUCUCUGUUAAAAUAUAUAGUCUCCAUUAGUAAUGAAUUUGUUGUGGCACAGUAAGGUACUUUAGAUGCUAUCCUGGAUGGUCUUAUUAAUGAUGAACAUUGUAUUGGAGCUGUUCUAACAGCUCAUUAGUACCAAAUGAAGGUAAUUCUGUUGUUCGCCUCACCUCUGUCCCUUGAUUCAAGCCCAGUCUUCAUGGUUUGAAGCUGUGGUACUACACAUUCAAGCUCACAGACCAGAAUAAAUGAAUAUGUACUGGUUAUGUUAGCUCACAGAGAGCUCCACGAUCUCCAGCAACACCCAGAUUGAGAUGACAACACGUGGUCUACAUAUUUGGAGAGGAGAGGAGGAAGGGAGAGCAAAGUCUCCUCUUGGUAGCAAUAAGCUCUUAGAUCAUCACAGCUGCAUGUUGACUGGGAGCAUAAUAUAAUUUAAGUGUGUGAGACACUUUGGCACAUCCUGAAGUGAACGCUGCCUGAUCAGCAGCCACUUAAAUCUGAGCCAACAUGUGUCCUGUCAGCCCAAACAGCCAACUCUACCCUGGGGUACAGCAGCCCAGCACUGCCAGAAGGUGAGGGGAGGCCUUGUCCUGCUCUGCUCUGUGCUGUGCAGCCUCACCUCCUGCACUGGGUGCAGUGUGGGUGCCACAGCAUCAGAAGGGCAUGAAGCUAUUAGACAGCGUCCAAAGGAGGGAUGUGAAGGUGGGGAAGGCUCUGAGGGCAAGGUGUGAGGAGCGGCUGAGCUCCCUGUGUUUGCUCAGCCCAGAGCAGAGGAGCCGAGGGGAGGCC